AUGUUUCCCCAGAAUCGUCCAAAUAUUUUUACAUAUUACGAUCCGGAUGUAAUGGAUCGUAGUAUCGAGCGAGUGCUGGUCAGGACGCCAGAGAUUGAAAUCGAUGGAAUACCUGAUGACUCUUCAACGAUCUCGAUCAGCUCGAUGCACCCAUCAUUUUCCUCGCAAUACUCCGUGCCAGCCCCAUCGUACAAUCGGCGGGUCCCGCCACGAUUGCCCUCGCUGCCGAUUGAGAAGCGCAAAACUGUCCGGCUGCAACGUAUGGAACGACCGGCCGGGCGUCCAUCUACAGCCAAAUCGACCACCUCGCGCCAAUCUACAACCGAUUCCCUGCUGAUGCGAUCGGCCGACUCAGUGGAGCUGAACAUGCUCAAGAGCAUCACCAGAUUACGGCUAGGCAGUCGACAGGCGACGCGGUCGUUUGAUGACUCGCUUCGGGAGCACGAGUAUGAGGAUCUAUCUGAUGAGGAGACGCACGAAAAACGACAGCAGAAUCCGGGCAGAGGGACUCAGAGUGCUCAUCCGCACCCCAGGCUCACCAAGCAAAAGGAGCUCGACGGAACGCCGCAAGCGAUACGGAGAAGAGCUCACUCGGCUCAUAGCCAAGGGGGUACGGAUGGCCGGCAUAUUAUCCGAGAAAUGGAGGACCGACUUCAGGGCUUUCGACACGAGAAGACCUCCUCGACCCAGCGAUCUCAGAAAUCCACUGAUUUCUCAUCAGACGCGAUGGCCGGCCUAAUCUACGACGCGGAUUUUGAUUGCUAUUAUAAUCCGGAGGAUGAUACGUAUUAUAGAGUUACCACCGAGCCA
Messenger RNA from Mesorhabditis spiculigera, 810 nucleotides. The record is from the annotation of a GenBank genome assembly. NCBI's taxonomy places the organism in Eukaryota, Metazoa, Nematoda, Chromadorea, Rhabditida, Rhabditidae.